UAUCUCUCCAAUGAAUUUGUAAAAGGCAAAGAAGAGAAGAACAAAAACUAAUCAUUUCAGUAAUGAAGGUUUUAAGCUCUCUAAUUCAUCUUCGAGCAAUAAUAAUUCAUUUCCUUUUCUUUGCAUCAGUUUUAUCUGUCGGAAUCAUAAUCUUCUUUCACGUUUCCACAAGUAAUCAUCAAUCAGUUAUCUCCGAUGAAGCCUCAACUGAAAACAUGCCGGUAAAUGAGUACUCCGAUAAGUUUCCGCCGCAGCACAAGGACGUGGAUGAAAACGACCAAGUACUGCUAUGGCGGCGGAGGGCGUCGGUUAACAUUAACGUCGUUAAUAGUGGUGAAGCUAAAGUUGCUUUCAUGUUCUUAACUAGAGGGUCUCUUCCGUUAGCACCUCUUUGGGAGAAGUUUUUUAAAGGGAAUAAAGGGAAAUACAGUAUUUAUGUUCAUACAAAGCCAUUAUUCAAUCUAACGUUUCCUCAGUCUUCUGUUUUCUAUGGCACAUCCAUUCCAAGCAAGGUGGUAGAGUGGGGAAAAUUUAACAUGGUGGAAGCAGAGAGACGAUUAUUAGGCAAUGCCUUGAUGGAUCCAUUAAACCAAUACUUUGUUCUUCUCUCAGAAUCAUGCAUCCCCCUCUUCAAUUUCUCAACGGUACAUUCUUAUGUUUUGGGCUCACGCACUACAUUUGUGGAGGCCUAUGACUUAUUGGGCCCAACUGGUCAAGGCCGAUACAGUUACCGUAUGAGGCCCUUAAUAAAGCUCGAUCAAUGGCGAAAAGGGUCUCAAUGGUUUGCAAUGGAUCGCCAUCUGGCAAUCGAGGUGAUCUCAGACGACAUAUAUUUUCAAAAGUUUAUGCGCAAAUGCAAGAUAGGAUCAUGUUAUGCGGAUGAGCACUAUCUGCCGACAUUUGUUAACAUCCGAUUUGCCGAUAGCAAUUCCAACCGGAGUUUGACAUGGGUUGAUUGGUCUAGGGGAGGGCACCACCCGGCCUCCUUUUAUAGAACACGCGUGACGAUUGAAUUAUUGAAAAAAUUGAGAAAUGGAAGUACUUGCGAGUAUAAUGGGAAGACAACAAAUGUUUGUUUCUUAUUUGCGAGAAAGUUCUUGCCCAAUAGUUUGGAUAGAUUACUUAGGUUUGCACCAAAAAUCAUGCAUUUUGAUUGAUUCAUUCAUUAACUUUUUCAUUCAUGUACAAGGGGUAAUACAAAAGCAAGAUAAUUUAAAGACCCCAUUGAAAGUCCUAGAAUACAUUAAGGAGGAGGAAUUUAUCCUUAGUGAAUUUGUACACACUUCAACUUUCUUUUUGUUCU
Messenger RNA from Impatiens glandulifera, 1303 nucleotides. RefSeq names its product glycosyltransferase BC10-like. The transcript has 2 exons. Gene Ontology annotation, molecular function: glycosyltransferase activity. The record is from RefSeq and is a predicted model, not a curated record. Gene Ontology annotation, cellular component: membrane. Bases 63 to 1157 code for a protein of 364 amino acids. NCBI's taxonomy places the organism in Eukaryota, Viridiplantae, Streptophyta, Magnoliopsida, Ericales, Balsaminaceae.